UCAAAUUCCUCAACAUGUCUUAGAAUGCGCAUAUUGUAUCCCGUCAGGUCCGUCCUCAAUAUGGGAAGCCACGAGCGAUCUCGGUCACCAGCAAGCAAUGAAAGACCCUCAAAAACAAGAAGGGCAAACCGAGCAUGUCUCCAGUGUCGCAGCAGGAAGCAACGUUGCCUCCCUCAAGCAGACGAAACGCAGGCUCCUUGCCAGCGAUGCAGCCAGCUUGGCGCUUCAUGUUCUUUCGAGAUCGUUAGUUUGACCGAGAACGAAGACAAGCCUACACCUUCGCAGAUGGCUGAAAUUGUUGUGAAUCUACAAAAGAGACUACUGGUCGUCGAAGAGAGGGUGCGCAGCCUGCAAACAGGGGGCGCCCCGACGAAUGACGGGAUCGGUCUCGUUGCGAAUGUAAGGGUGUCCCAGGAACCGCAUCUUGAACCAGAUAGGAUGAUGGUCCAACAUGCUAGCACAUCUGGCCCAUCCAUAUCACGGGCCCAACCAUCGACUCUGCACUCUCACAAUUCGCACGCCAUUAGCCCCUCCUACUCAUCUUAUCAUCGCGACACCGUUCCUAUAUCCUCUCCACAUCAUGACGGACAGCCAGCCGUGUCGAUGUCUACCAUUAAGCUCGGGGCUCCGAUAGCUACCCUCCGUUCGUUGGGGGCUCUUCCCGCCAAUGGGUCAGAGUCGAUGUUGGAUCCUAUAGCGCAGAGCGUGCUGUCAGUAUUGGAUGCUCAACGGGCUAUCAAGAUCUUCUUUGAUCAUUGUCAUUCUUUUGGCCCGGUACUAGACAAAGUUUCGGUCAACGACGGCAUGCGUCUACGGCAUCAGAAUCCUCCGCUGUUCUUGACGAUAUGCACAAUCGGUGCCCGUUACUGGGAUAGUGGAAUAUCACAGGACCAAGGCCCACUGAGAGAGCGCGGCCUCCACCCAUCUUUCCUUGAACUUACAACCCUCCUCGAUAUUACCAUCCAACUCAUCCUCCGCCCAAUGCCCUCUGACGUGACACUUGACUCAAUCAGAGCGCUCUUGUUAUACGCUCAGUGGAUGCCUCCCUCCCGCGAGCAUCUGUUUAGGGCUACAAAAAGGUCCUCUGAAGGAAGUGAGAACCAAAGAGCACCUCGGAGUCGGUACAACGACAUCUCCGCUUGGGCCGUACUAGGCCUCGCCCAGCGGUAUGCCCUCUUCCUCGGACCGGACCGUCUAUCCGUUCUUCGUUUCCAAGACCCCCAUACUGAGAGUAUCACACCGACAGAUAUGGCACGUCUUCGAAUCUGGCACAAUCUCAUCACAUGCGAUUGUAACCUCAUGCUCACUUCUGGCCUUCCUGCUUCUCUCGAUCCAUCAUCGGCUGUCCGAGUGGGUCGGACAUUCAGUGAGCAACAGCUCGCCCAGCUGCCGGAGGACAAGAGGGUGACUGCGUUGGUGGAACUUGUGGGAAUUACGCAUAGGGCGAUGAUGGGUCGAGAGUGGGAUCUUGGCGGAAGGCCGUUGGAUCUGGUGUCGCUGAAGAAGAUCAAUGUAGAGUUUGAUGAUUGGCUCAAUAUAUGGGUCCACCGACUCAAAGAUACGCCACACCAGCAUAACGCCUUGCCUUUCACCUCCGUCCGGUGGUAUCGCUUGUCUCUCAACUCUGCAUCCUUGGGUCCCCUGUUGUCUCCUUCACCGCCCCCAUCGCCUGACCCCUCAGCCCAUUCUCCAUUUCUACAACCUCUCCAUUUCUACAACCUCUCGAGAUAUCACUCACCGCUGCCUCUCAGAUCCUCCUUGCCCUCUCUCACACCACCCCCGCGUAUAUAUGGAGCUUGGCAUCUCAAGAUGUCAACACUUUCCCGGUGGGGCCUUUUGAGAUGAAUGUUGAAGCUGUGGAGAGAUUGAGCUAUGCUGUGGACUAUACGUGGAUUUCGCUAGCUUUCUCUGUGGUGUUCCUGGUUCUCUGUCGAGUGAGAGGAGUCAUCAAUGACGAUCUUUCGAUCACACUUGCAGAGUCCCCGAUUGACAAGCUUGCGUACCCCAUCGUUCACCCAUCAUCCAUCCUCUACCGUCUCGUCCACCUCGCGCAUCAAAUCUUCCUCGGCCUCUGCCAAACUUCCCCUAUCCACCCGGCACAUGAUUACGAGCCAAUAGUGAGCAACGCAGCCGCUCUCGUCAUUCCACUGCUCGACCCGCAACAGGGCACUCUGGGAGAAGGCACCCUGGCAGGGAUGGAAGAUGGACAAGGAGGAGACCAGGGUAAUCUGCAAGGGCUGUUCGAUCUGCUCAGUAGCUCGGGGAUGGACUGGCCUGGUUAUCUGUUUG
Messenger RNA from Cryptococcus amylolentus CBS 6039, 2289 nucleotides. RefSeq lists its product as hypothetical. The coding region runs from base 25 to 1845 and encodes 606 amino acids. Gene Ontology annotation, cellular component: nucleus. The record is from RefSeq and is a predicted model, not a curated record. The transcript is spliced from 9 exons. Gene Ontology annotation, molecular function: transcription cis-regulatory region binding; DNA-binding transcription factor activity, RNA polymerase II-specific; zinc ion binding. Gene Ontology annotation, biological process: regulation of DNA-templated transcription. NCBI's taxonomy places the organism in Eukaryota, Fungi, Basidiomycota, Tremellomycetes, Tremellales, Cryptococcaceae.